UUUCUAGCCUAGGACUAACCUACUUAAAAAAGAAAAGGACGAGUCAAAGAUUCUGCUUUCAUCGGAACAAGAAUUGUGCCUUCCUUUCACCGCAGCCUGCAAAGAUAUAGCUAUAGGUGUAUUGUAAAAAAAAGUGCGCAAAAUGACAACAAAAGGGGUUGAAAUAGAAUUGCUUGAAAUUACUUUGCCAAUUAUACCUGUCAAUAUUAUAUUGUCCGUCUUCUAUAGCGGCAGGUUCAGUGUUUUCACUUCCUAAAUAUUCAGCAAUUAAGACUCAAGUAGUUAAUGAGAGCUCUUCACCUUUAGGUUGUCCCGGGCAAACGUUUGUGUCAAAAUUAAUUGGUGUUAUUAAAUAAAUCAAUUCCCUUUCCCUGUCUACCUCGCGCUGGUUUUGAUUGACAUGCGAAAUUGAUACGUUGGGGAGUCAAGCGAUGUGCUAAGCAGUUCAAAAUCCCCAAAUGCAAAUCUCAAGAGCAUAAUGCACAUUUGAUAACUAUUACCUCAAGUGUCGGCUGUUUUUUUUUAAAGUAAUGGCUAUCCUUCCCUUUUUAAAUGUAAUUUUGAUAAUCGCUAGGGUUGUCAUGUUAAAAGGUGAAGAGGAUGAUAGUUAUGGGAUGUAGCUUGGGGAGUUUUUUUUUUAAAGCCGCUGAGUGUGACAGACCAAAAUCCCCUGUUCCUAUAGCUUGUGGUCAUGUGUGAAGAUUGCAAAGGCGACGUAGAGGUUAUCAGCAGGUGGAGAGAGGGCAGGAGAGAAAUUCGAAUGGGCACACCGGUGGAAGUCUUGGGUGACGAUUCCUGCUCCCUCGGCUCAUCCUCCCCGUCGCUACAGGCGAUGGUGUCUGCACCUCUGUUGGGUAGAACUGUUUGUGCAAGUUGCAGCGAGGACAUUUUGGAUAAAUACUUGCUGAAGGUUAACGACCUGUGCUGGCAUGUGCGUUGUCUCUCCUGUAGCGUGUGCCAAACAUCGCUUGGCAGUCAUACAAGUUGUUACAUCAAAGAAAAAGAGGUCUUUUGCAAAUUGGACUACUUUAGAAGAUAUGGAACAUGGUGCGCGUGCUGCGGUCGAAAUAUCCACUCUACAGACUGGGUCCGCCGGGCGAAGGGCAACGUGUACCACCUGGCGUGUUUCGCCUGUUUCUCCUGUAAGAGGCAGCUGUCCACGGGGGAAGAGUUUGCCCUGGUGGAGGAGAAGGUGCUGUGUCGUGUCCACUACGACUGUAUGCUGGACAACCUGAAACGGGCCGUGGAGAAAGGAAAUGGUGUGAACCUAGAGGGGGCGAUGCCAACAGAACAGGAAGUGAAUCAGCCCAAGCCGUCGAAAAGAGCGCGCACCAGCUUCACCGCUGACCAAUUACAGGUGAUGCAGGCCCAGUUUGCCCAGGACAACAACCCAGAUGCCCAGACCCUGCAGAAGCUGGCAGAGCAGACAGGCCUGAGUAGGAGAGUCAUACAGGUUUGGUUCCAGAACUGCAGAGCACGCCAUAAGAAGCAUGUGAGCCCCAACCACUCCUCAGCCACCCCCCUGUCCUCCCUGCAGCCCGGUCGCCACUCCCAGCCCACCCCAGCCCCAGAAGAGCUGCAGUACACAGCCUACGGCACCCCAGAGGGCUCCAUGCUCACCGCGCUGCACUCCUACAUCGAUGUGCACUCCCCUCAGUCUAUGCUGUUCCAUCCCCUGCUGCCCCCCCACGCCAUGACCUCCCUUCCUGUGACCCACGCCUGAGCCAGACACACACACACGCACACAAUUUGCCAGAGCCUCACACACCACCAGGGAUCUUCAGUCUAGUAGGUUUCUUCUUAACAAAUUAAUUAAGUGUAACAUUUCAUGUGACUUGUCAGUAAGGGUCAUGCUAGAAGCCUUAUCUGUCUGAAAGGAGCCCCAUACACACUUAGGUUGUACAACUGAUGUUCAAUGCAUUUGUCACAACGGUUGAUACAGCAGUUUUUUCCCCCCUUCCAAAAAUAUAUACACAAUUACUACACAAGUACAAUGGUUGAGUAAACAUGUUUGCGCGUACAAACUCUUUUUUGUACAAUACAAACAUGAGUUGCAUCACAACUAUUGUGUCAUACUUUAAACAUCAGUUGGAUAACCGGAGUGUGUACAGAGCUUUGUGUAUUUAUUGCAAAGUGCCACAGUUUGAUGCCGAUCUUUUAUCUAAGGGGGGAAACUAGACUGCCAUUGACAAACCAUUGUGAAGUUUAUCUUAAAUUAUGAAU
Salvelinus fontinalis (brook trout) is the source of this 2223-nucleotide messenger RNA. Its product is annotated as LIM/homeobox protein Lhx8-like. Lineage: Eukaryota; Metazoa; Chordata; Actinopteri; Salmoniformes; Salmonidae. Gene Ontology annotation, cellular component: nucleus. The coding region runs from base 692 to 1723 and encodes 343 amino acids. The transcript is spliced from 8 exons. The record is from RefSeq and is a predicted model, not a curated record. Gene Ontology annotation, biological process: neuron differentiation; regulation of transcription by RNA polymerase II; forebrain neuron development. Gene Ontology annotation, molecular function: RNA polymerase II transcription regulatory region sequence-specific DNA binding; DNA-binding transcription factor activity, RNA polymerase II-specific.